This is a messenger RNA of Bursaphelenchus okinawaensis, 867 nucleotides long. The record is from the annotation of a GenBank genome assembly. NCBI's taxonomy places the organism in Eukaryota, Metazoa, Nematoda, Chromadorea, Rhabditida, Aphelenchoididae.
AUGAGCGACAUCAAGUUUCUGGAAAAACUCAACCAAGACAUCUGGUCUACUUACAAGAAGACCAAUCCACGUGAAUGUGUCUCAGGCUACGUCUGUUAUGAAGGCAGCGGCCUACAACGGGUCAUCAAGUUUGUGAACACCGCUACACCACGGCCAGAAAACGAAACCGAUGAGGAACGUGAAGCUCGACAAGAAAAAGACAUGGCCAGAGCAAAAGAGUUGUUUGAGGCCAAGAAAGCUGAGAUGUUGGCGACAAAGGCUAGUCAGGUGAAGGUCAACAAAGCGCCUGUUGUAGCACCACCCCCUUCUGAGGCUUUUUUUGCUCUUCAGGAGCUUCGAUCGACCAGUAAAGUUAGUAGCUCUUCAUGUAACUUGCCAACCAAGGAUACGGGUACUAAACAGAAGUUGGGGUCUAGCUCUUGCUACCAUUCGUCAACAAAGUCUUCUAAACCAACAGCUUCUGACUCUUCAGUACCUUCGUUUUUAACAGCCUCAAAGCCAAAUGAGCCUUCAUCUCCUUCUACCUCAAGCUCAUCAACUCAAUCAAGUUCACCAUCCCAAUCUUCUUCACCAUCAACUUCACGUCGACUCUCAGCUGGAGCAGAUACAGUGAUGCCAAAGUCGCCAAGUGACGACAAGAAGAUAAAAUGUCAUCAAAGAAGGCCGACGGAUUAUGGAAGUCAAUUUGAAUACCCACGUGACUUCAGUCGAGUGCCAACACUGAUGGAACUGAAGAUGCACAAGCUGAAGGAAAUGAUGAAUCCUGAUCGGAUGAUUUGGAAAAUGAAGCAAAGAAGCAUAGAGAUCGCUCAGCAUCAACGCAAAGUCGAUGAAUAUUACGAGUCUCUCAAGGAUACUGGUGUUUAA